AUGUGUGGCACUGAAGAGGCCCAGACCAUCGAGCCACAAGUAAAUAUUCUUUGCUCGGCUCCAGGCUUUACAGUGCCUUAUCCCGACGAUGUCGAUGCAAAGCUUACCGAAAGUAAUACAAUCUUUAACUGGGGUGGCGUUACAAUAGCGAAGAUAUCUCCUACUAUCGCCGUGAAAUUCGGAUCUCAUGUUAGACUCAGCGAAGCAAAGAACAUAAUGUUUGUCGAGCAAAACAUAGAUACCCCAUAUUUCCACCAACUUCGUCAACUUCGCCAUGAGAAUUAUAUCGGCUCAGCUGAUUUUGGUCCUGUUACUGAUCCAUUCUUAGAGACCUAUUUCAACAAAGGACCGUUUGAUUCUGAAGAAUCCUUCAAUAACACAAUCAUCGAGGCAUACCAGCUAAAAGCACCAAAACGUCAUAUCAAGAGUUUCCUUGUUGGCAUGCUUUCCCAGAAACGAUAUCAAAUCGUAUUUACCCACGGAGACUUGCGUCCUCAGAAUAUAAUAGUCAACCAUGGAAAUAUCAGUGGGAUUGUAGACUGGGAGUUUAGUGGCUGGUAUCCUGAAUUCUGGGCGUUUUCAAAAGCCCUUUACGUUUGGAAGUGGCAAAAUGAUUGGACCAACUAUCUCAUACAGUUUCUGGAGCCUUAUUAUUCGGAGUAUGCAGUUCAUUCUUUCUUGACGGAAGUACUCUGGUGAUAUUGCAUCACAGAUAGGAUGUUGAGGUUUUU
Messenger RNA from Aspergillus pseudonomiae, 731 nucleotides. Its product is annotated as kinase-like protein. The record is from RefSeq and is a predicted model, not a curated record. The transcript has 3 exons. NCBI's taxonomy places the organism in Eukaryota, Fungi, Ascomycota, Eurotiomycetes, Eurotiales, Aspergillaceae. Bases 1 to 699 code for a protein of 232 amino acids.